GAAUUUUGACCCUCGUCGGCGUGGUGUUAUUUGCUUCAGUGUCAAGAAAGUAGAGGUCAUGGCCAGUAUCAGGAAGGCUGCAGUGGUGACGGGGUCCAACAAGGGCAUUGGGUUUGCUGUUGUGAGAGGGCUGUGUAAAAGCUUUGAUGGUGAUGUCUUCCUGACAGCUCGGGAUGAAGGUCGUGGCCAGGCCGCCAUUGCUGACCUAAACAAGGAAGGCCUCCAGCCCAAGUUCCAUCAACUGGACAUCAAUGACCAGUCAAGCAUCGAACGGCUGAAGUCCUUCCUACUGUCCACUUACGGGGGAUUAGAUGUUCUGGUCAACAAUGCUGGAAUUGCAUACAGGAAUGCUGACCCAGCACCGUUUGCUGAGCAAGCUGAAUUUACCUGUAAAACCAACUUCUGGGCCACCCUGCUUACUUCUCGUAUACUGUUCCCUCUCCUCAGACCACAUGCCAGGGCUGUUUCUGUGUCCAGCGUGCUAGCUUACACAGCUAUCGAUCAGUGUUCCCCUGCCGUUCAAGGUCGCUUCAAGGACCCUACCCUCACAAUGGAAGGACUGGAGAAGAUCAUGCAAGAGUUUGUAGAUGCUGCGAAGGCAGGUAGACAUCUUGAAGAGGGGUUUCCAAAGUCAGCGUAUGGUACCUCCAAGAUCGGGAAGAACUUCAUGACUGUCAUUCAGGAUAGAGACAUCAGGAAGGACCCGAGAGAGGACAUUGUCAUCAACUCAUGCUGUCCUGGCCAUGUACAAACAGAUAUGUCGAGUCAUACAGGCCCAAGGAAUAUUGAUGAAGGUGCAGACACCAUGGUAUAUCUGGCACUCUUGCCCCCGAACACCACAUCCCCUAAAGGCAACUUCGUUGCUGACAGAUCCAUUCUGCAGUGGGGAUAAUUAAAGUAUUUUACAUGGAUAACAUGUGCAGGUCUCAGUCAGUGAAACGUUGGAAAGUCUUGUAGAUUUGUCUUAAUUUUUAUAAUCCUCUAAUUUUGCAUAAAUUAUUCACAUUUGAGGAGUAGUUGGUUGUAUACUUAGUUUACUUAUGCAGUAAGUUCCUUAUUGUCUUAGUUGUGCUCAUAUAUCCAGUGUAGCUGUUCUUGAUCAAGUGUGAAAACCACCUCUGGACCAAUGGGCUGCCAACAAGCUUCCAGUGAGGAAGUGUCGUCUCCACCUCUUUUUGAUAGAUUAUUGUGAUUGAUUGAUUGUUGGUUAGCGCUGCAAUAUUACAGCUAUAUUGCGACUGUCUGUAAAUAAUCGAGUCUUUGUCAGCCAUUUUGACAGAAAGACGUUUUCACAGUUUUAUCGUGAAAAAUACGAGUCUUAAAGUGUGUAUAGCUUGAAGAGGUGGAGAAAAUAAUGAAUCUGGCCACAGAAGGUACACGGACAUGUCAUUUUCAAAGCCUCCUGUAUUUGUUAUAAAAUGUUUACAAUGCAAACAGUUGUAGAUGUGUCCAGCCUCCAAUAAUCAAUGUCAUAUAUUACAUAUUAUUGAGUUAACCAACAUAACAGAAAGUUUAUCUCAGCACAAUGGGUCCCGCACAAUGAACGUUAAGGGACUUUAAAAUAUAGCGGUAUAUAUAACUACAAAACACACUACAUUUUCGACUUGAACCUUAUGAAGAGUUUGAAGUUUGAUGUCUUUCAGUGGCAUUUAGAAGUUGUACAUUGAUGUCCAAGAUAUUUUUAUGGAUUAAACUUCUUUGUAAUUUGUCUUCAGUAUUGCCAAAAUGGCUAACUACAGACCCGUGCCAGUUAUAUUGGGUCACUUGACGUAAUUUGCAAAGACUUACAUGUUAAUUUAGUGUAGCAUAAACAAUUUUCAUGAAUUUAAUGUUCUUAAGAUCUAAGUCACAUUUUGCACAUUUGUGAGGAAUCAUCUUACCUACAAUCAAAUAAUUUCUGUUUAAUUUUCCGUUGCUUAUUUAUUGAAUGGCAACCAUUUAAUCAACAUAUGUACAGUGGCGUGAACUUCUUUACCAUGGCGGCCUGUGGGAUUGUGCAUUGUGGAACCAUACCAAGCUGAUAAAUAUGAUGUCAUUAUAGUUAGAUAGUGGUCUAAAAAUUGAACUGAAAUUAUGUGCGCAGAGCAGAUAUGAUUUCACAUUUGCCUGUCAAAUUUUACAAAGAUCCAUUCUAAACUCACUUCAGGAAAAUUAUUUAUGCUACACUGAAAUAACAUGUAGUCUAAGGAAAUUAAGUCAAGUGGCUCAGUAUAACUGGCACAGGUCUGUAGAUCUGCUGUUUACACAGUUUAGUAAACUAUUCACUGUCACAGUGUCUGUGACCCAACUGCCCUCCGGUCUGCCAACAGUGGUGAUGGGGGGAUGGGACAAGAUGUCUGAUAGAUAACAACACUAUCUGGAUGCCAACCGGUAUACCAGUUGGCUUCUCCCAGGGUGCUGGCUACCAACAACCAAGACUCCUUCAUUGUGGAGUUCAGCCUGGUGCUCUCCAGGCUCCUAUGGUCCAGCCACAACCUUGGAGUAGUAAUAGGGAGACAAUGCCUGUCUGCCAGUCAAGUUCAGCACAACACCUGCAGCUGAUGAGACCACAGGAAAAAGAGGAAACCCACUGCUGAACCCAGCAAAGAGUCCCCACCCUCACGCAAGAGGAAGUGCCCAGAGGACAACAGUGAGGUGGCCCAAGCUGCAAAACAGACAAGACUGGAGGAGCCCCAGGACGCUCUGGAGCCAGCCCAGGACUCCCUGGAGGACCUGGAAGCUCUCUUGGCUGAGUACAGCUCCAGUCUGUCAUCUGGCACCAGGGAUUUCUUCUAAAUACUGUAAGGUGGAGGGGACAGGUAGGUAUAGACUUGUGUAUAGUGGCUAUCUUCAUGUUUAUUCAGCAGCAGCAUCACAAAUGGUUGAAGAGUGAAUAGUGAUUGGAGGUUUGGGGUUGUUUGUUAUGAUGUAACUGAAAUACAUGUUUCUGUUUCUACGUUAUGACUACAUUUGUUGUUAAUAAAAUAUCUCAUUUCAGUUUAAA
Messenger RNA from Haliotis rubra (blacklip abalone), 2983 nucleotides. RefSeq names its product carbonyl reductase [NADPH] 1-like. The coding region runs from base 59 to 892 and encodes 277 amino acids. The record is from RefSeq and is a predicted model, not a curated record. Lineage: Eukaryota; Metazoa; Mollusca; Gastropoda; Lepetellida; Haliotidae. The transcript is spliced from 9 exons. Gene Ontology annotation, molecular function: carbonyl reductase (NADPH) activity.